CUACUCUCCACACGAAUUAUCUUAUCCGACUUCACUCCCUUCCAAAUUCCACACUCAUCUCCCACAUUCCAUUCCCUCCAACUAUUUUCUGCAAUGAAAAGCGUGGCCUCCUCUAAAUCUACCAUUUUUGCGCUGCUUCACCUCCCCAAGGUUGCAUUCAGGAAUCAAGGCAUUGCAAUAUGGCAUUUUCUGCAUAUUCAAUCAACCUCUCCAGUGAUGAAAGCAUUGGCUUGUGUUCCAGAUCACUACUUAUUGGUGACGAUAGGUAUAGGAAGAGGGGGCUUGCUCCUAAUUGUGGUGUAGUUAUGGUGAGAAUGUGGUCUAAUAACAGAAGGCCAAGAUAUUUUGGGCUUUUAAGAUCUUAUAGAAUAUGUUCUGGAUUGGAGCCGGCCAAGAAAAUUUUGUCAGUGUGUAGCAAUAAUACGAGUAUACCUCAGGAAAACAGGAUAGUUAAAUUUCAAUUGGCAGCAAUACCAAAUGUUCUGAAGAGACAAUUCUUAAAAGUAGUUGUCGUAGUUGCAUGCGCAUUCUUGGUCAUUCCAGCAGCUGAUGCUGUAGAUGCCCUUAAAACUUGUGCUUGCUUGCUGAAGGAGUGCAGGUUGGAACUUGCCAAGUGUAUUGCAAACCCAUCAUGUGCAGCAAAUGUUGCGUGUCUUCAAACCUGCAACAAUCGACCUGAUGAGACUGAAUGCCAGAUUAAAUGUGGGGAUUUGUUUGAAAACAGUGUUGUAGACGAGUUCAAUGAGUGUGCAGUCUCACGAAAGAAAUGCGUACCCCAGAAAUCUGAUGUGGGGGAAUUUCCUAUCCCUGAUCCUGCUGUUCUUGUUAAGAACUUUAACAUUGAAGAUUUCAGUGGAAAGUGGUUCAUAACUAGUGGUUUGAAUCCUACCUUUGAUGCUUUUAAUUGCCAAUUACAUGAGUUCCAUACAGAAUCCAACAAACUUGUGGGAAAUUUGUCAUGGCGAAUACGAACUCCAGAUGGUGGCUUCUUCACUCGAUCAGCUAUGCAAAGAUUUGCGCAAGAUCCAACCUAUCCUGGAAUACUCUACAAUCAUGACAAUGAAUAUCUUCACUACCAAGAUGACUGGUAUAUUCUGUCUUCCAAAAUAGAGAAUAAACAGGAUGACUAUGUAUUUGUAUAUUACCGAGGCAGCAAUGAUGCAUGGGAUGGAUACGGUGGUGCUGUUGUGUACACAAGAAAUGCAGUUUUACCUGAAAGCAUUGUACCUGAAUUAGAAAGAGCAGCUCAAAGCGUAGGACGCGACUUCAACACGUUCAUCAGGACGGACAAUAGUUGCGGACCUGAACCUCCCCUUGUAGAGAGAUUGGAGAAGACAGUGGAAGAAGGAGAGAAAACAAUAGUAAAAGAGGUUGAAGAGGAGGUGGAGAAAGUGGAGGAGACCGAGAAGGCCUUGUUUCAAAGGUUGAUAGAAGGGUUUCAGGAGCUCAGACAAGAUGAGGAAAACUUCCUGAAAGGGCUGAGCAAGGAAGAGAUGGAUAUUUUGAGUAAUCUUAAGAUGGAAGCAAAUGAGUUCGAAAAGCUCUUUGGGCGAGCACUGCCACUGAGGAAGCUAAGAUAGAAAUGAACCUAGUAGCGGCAAGCUUAUCACUGCUAAUUGGGUGAUUUGUAUUUCAAAUGUUUGAAAUCUGUAGCAUAUAUUGUAUUAAUGCUGAUAACUUCAAGAAAGAUGAAAUUCAGAGUUCUAUUUUUUC
Messenger RNA from Cornus florida, 1713 nucleotides. Its product is annotated as violaxanthin de-epoxidase, chloroplastic. Gene Ontology annotation, molecular function: violaxanthin de-epoxidase activity. Lineage: Eukaryota; Viridiplantae; Streptophyta; Magnoliopsida; Cornales; Cornaceae. Bases 180 to 1580 code for a protein of 466 amino acids. The record is from RefSeq and is a predicted model, not a curated record. Gene Ontology annotation, biological process: xanthophyll cycle. The transcript has 6 exons.